CUAAACGCACUGUGGCAAAGACAGACCGGAGGAAACAGGACGCAGCAGCUGCAGCUGCGCUGAAGCUUUUUCUCUUUAUCUGUCUUUCCUCCGGCUCCUCCUCACUGAAACCCUCUGCUUUCCUCCUGCUACCUCAGUGCGUGUUGUCCAGCAGCAGAGUGGGAGUGGGAGUGGGAGCAUGGCUGCCAUCAAGGCUCUGGAGCUGUGGUGUAAAACGCAGUGUGAUGGAUACCGAGAUGUGGCCAUCACCAACAUGACCACGUCAUUCAGGAGCGGACUGGCUUUCUGUGCACUCAUACACAAGUACAGGCCGGAUUUAAUAGACUAUGACUCACUCAGAAAGGAGGAUGUGUUUGAGAACAACAGAUUGGCGUUUUGGGUCGCAGAGGACAAGUUGGGGAUCCCAGCUUUGUUGGACGCUGAAGACAUGGUGGCUUUGAGGGUCCCGGACAGACUCAGCAUUCUGACCUAUGUGUCCCAGUACUACAACUACUUUAGAGGACGGACACCAAUGGGAGGUGUGAAAAGGCCAGCAGAGGGCUCCAAAGAGGAGCCAUCAGAGAAAAAAAAUCUACCAGUGGCUGCCAAAACUUUUGCACCUAAAACCACCCCUGACAAAUGUGAACCAUCCACUCUCACGGCUCCGGCCUCACCCAAAGUGACCAGAGCUGCAGCUCAGAAAGCAGUUUUGGCAGAAAACACAAACAAAAGUGGAACUCUCAACAGCAAGUGUGCCGCAUGCAGGAGCCACGUUCAUCUGGUUCAGAGGCACUUUGUGGACGGCAAGCUCUAUCACAGAAGCUGCUUCAAAUGCAGCGAGUGCUCCGGCGUGCUUCACGCAGGAGGCUACAGAGCGGGCAAGAAUCCGGACACUUUCAUCUGUAACACCCACCACAACAGUUGCAAACCUUCCUCCUCCGACGCGGGGACCAAAAACACACCCACCGGUUCAGCUGCGCGACCAAACGGUGCCACUCGGAACCAGCCUGCGUCACGCCCCUCGUCCGUGCUGUCGGCGCCGCUGAAUGUUGUCCAGAAUCCAGUUAGUCCACCUGCUCCACCUUCUCCGUCCUGGACGGCCUCGGCACAGAAGACGCAGGUGGCCCGGCAGAGGUUUUUCCAGGCUGCGCCUUCAGUCUCCGAGUCCUCAGCGGACAACAGGAAGUCUGCAGAGUUCACUGAUAUUCUGGCGUGGUCAAAGGUCCAACUGAGUUCUAAUGAGGAGAGGAGCAGAUCCAGGACUGCAGCUGGGAAGACACUAGCAGAAGCAAACUGCAACAAUAACAACAAACGGCCAUUCACUGUUCGCUCAGCAGAGAGACGGUUUGAGCCAAGUCCAGAUAAAUGCAGCGGAGGCCCAACAGGAAACUGGGCCGGACGGCCCACGGCCCGCCAGACAAACAAUAAGGAAUCGCCAGGUCUUGAGGUCAUGGGCAGAGACGACACGAGGCCAAUGACUGUACACACAAGCGCUCCAGUCUGCCGUGAGGAGCAAUCAAAGAUCAAACCGCUGAGAACGGAGCUCCGUCUAAAAGAUGCUGAAGCCGAAGCCUCCACGGAGCAGCGUGAAGCUGGAGUCAUGCUCUCGCCUUCCGCUAAUGUCUCCAGGAUGGCAGCAAGGUCUCCCUCACCUCCAGCACCUUCACAACCUCCAGUUAGCGUUGCUGAACAAAAGCCUCAGCCCACCUCUGUAAACCUGGGCUCUAAACACGCGAAUCACUCGCCUGUGAAACCCCCGUCCAGACGUCCAGCUGUGGAAUCCGUCGGCUUCUCAACGCCGACAUCAGCCGAUCGUGGACGUGCGUCAGGUGCUAAAAAGGGAAAGUAUUUGUCACCCGCCGACGCCUGCAGGAGUGAAACGAGGUCACCCUCUGUGAGGACUUACCACGUCCCGGUGGAGCAGAUCGAGAGGGAGCUGAAUGACAUCGAGACAAACUUGGCUCAGUUGGAGAAGGAGGGCGUGGAGCUGGAGAAGAAGCUUGGCUGCGAGGAAGAGGGAGAGGGCGACAUACUGAUGGACCCGCUGAUGGUUGACUGGUUCAAGCUGAUUCGAAAGAAGCAGAUGAUCAUUAGAAAAGAGUCAGAACUUGUAUACAUAGCCAGGACUCAGGAGCUGGAGCAGCAGCAGCCAGGUGUGGAGGGCGAACUUCGCCGGCUGCUGGAAAAGCCAGAUCACUUAAAGUCCAGAGACGAGCGACGGCAGGAGACGCUGCUGAUGCAGAGGCUGGUGGAGAUCGUCAACGGCAGGAACGCCAUCGUGGAGGGUCUGGAUGAGGACCGGCUCAGGGAGGUGGAGGAGGAUCAGCAGUUGAACGAAAUGAUGAAGAAUCUUGGUGUAAAGAAAGCAAAAAGUAAGAGGAAAUCCUCCAUCUCAAAACUCUUCAGGCGAAGAAGUAAGAGACGAGUGGAAUGACCCGCAAGGUUUUUAUAUUUGUAUUUUAUUCACGAAACUUGUUUUAUAAUAGCUAAAUUAAUAGUCUUAAAUACAUUUUAAGGUGUUUUCUAUAUCAAUUGCAUGUGUACAAAUUGGAGGUGAGGGUAAAAUAUGUUGUUAUGAUGAGAAAUGAUGUGGUUUUUUUUUGUGGAUUUUCACGUUUAGUGAUAAAAUUAUAUUUGCUUCACCUUCAGUUCAUGGUGUGGUUGUAAUUUAGUGUUAUGGUUUGUUUUGCUUACGUCACACAGAGUGAGUCGGUUUAUUUUUUACGGGCAAAAAAAAAAGAAACACACAUUUAAUAAUUGCCGUGAAUUAUUCACUUGUAUGGAUCACAAGAAAUGUCACAAUUUUGAUAUAUGUAUAUAUAUAUAUAUAUAUGUAUAUGUGUUUAUGUUCUGUAUUUAUUGAGUUAUUGGAACGAGGGAUCUAAUUUAUGAGGCGAGCAAAUUAAAAUGCGCUUGGUCAGAAAGGAAAAAAACGGAAAGAAAAUGGAUGUUGAGAGUCAAAAUUAACUCUCACAAAGUGUAAAUUACACAGGGAGCACUGGCUGCUCCGAGUGCAAAUAGGAAGGCGGGAGAAAUAAAGAGUGUAAUCCUUCAGCCGUCUCUGAAAAAUGAAAUUAUUUCACUAUUUAUUUAAUAACGGAUUUUAACAAAUUUCCUGUAAAGGAUAUUAGCAGCAGGAAAGAGCCUCGACAAUUAAGUUUGAAUGACUGUGUAGUGUUGGAGCCACACAUGUUGAGCUGCCUUGUUGCUGCUGCUGCUGCUCCUCCUCUCUCGUGCUGUACUGUAGGUGGCAGCCUGGGUAUGCUGAAUCGCAGGGCGACAACUCGGGGAAUCCAAUUUGCCACAGUGCAGGGCGACAGUUAAUUUCUUUUUGCUAAUUUUAUAAAUGCUGCAAAAGUGUUUUGGGGGGGGGCUGCGCUGAUGCAGUAAUGUUAUGUGGAGGAAGGAGAGGAUUAGGUGGAGCCAGUUAUAGCUUAUGGCCGCGGCGAAGGCUUAUAAAACUAUAGGUUGUACCGAGCGCUUUAUCUUCAAACCUGGUUUAAUUAAACAUUACUCUUUACACUAAUAUCUGCAUCACAAUUGCUCGGCACCUGAGCUAUUACUGAGUUGAAAGGGACGUGUGGUGGUUAUUUCUCUAUUUAUUUUUUUAAAGGAAACGGAAUGUAAUGUUGCAUUUUUGGAAGUGUUAUUUAAAGGACGUGUACUCCUAUUUUCUUCUUCUUUUUUAACUUGUUGUCCAAUAAAUCCUUUGAAGAUUA
Molecule: messenger RNA, 3698 nt
Organism: Solea senegalensis (Senegalese sole)
Lineage: Eukaryota; Metazoa; Chordata; Actinopteri; Pleuronectiformes; Soleidae
Gene: micall2a
Product: mical-like 2a
Molecular function (GO): protein binding
Source: RefSeq, a predicted model, not a curated record